AUGAAGAGAGAUCCUGGGAUAUCUUUGCCUGGCGAUGUAUUCAUAUACGUGUUGCAACUCAUUCGAUAUUCACCUACUUCACACUGGUCUUGGCAAGUCCUUGUACUAGCCUCGGUCUGUCGACGCUGGCGCAACUUUACAAUCGGAACACCAAUGCUCUGGAGACAUAUUGCUGCUCCUGCUUACGGCCUUUGCUUUAUCAGUCUAUUGCUUGAACGAUCUCAACGAUGUCCCCUUGUCAUUGAGUAUCAAGCAGCAAGACCUGAUAACAGAGUCUUGUCUCUUUUGGCAGAGCAUUCUGAACGUUGGGAGGAUGUAACACUCUAUAUUCCACCUUCAUCUUAUAUAUGUUUGUCCUCUAUAAGGGGUAGACUUCCUCUUCUGGAGCGCCUAUCCUUACACGCUACUGUGGAUGAUCCCGAAGCUUAUGCUUACCCACUAUCCAGGUUCGAGAAUGCACCAGUCUUGCAAUCGUUGGAUCUUCGCUGGUUCUAUGACCAUUUGGUACGGGAACAUUGUGUUCCCUGGACUCGAUUGACACAUCUCCGUUGUCAGUCCAUCGAACUGUCCAGUUUACAUUCUCUACUCGACAACACUCCUACGCUAUCCAGGUUGUGCGUCUCAGAGAUUUCUCACAAUUUGCCUCCCAGUGAUCGGUCGCGAUCGGAGGUUUUGACGGAGUUGAAAGGGUUAUCUGUCAUUGAUUGUGAACUUCAGGUCGUAUACUCCUUGCUUGACAGGGCUUUGAACCUCGUUGAAUUGGGCAUUUUGAUGAAUUCAGAUCCAGGAAAGGCCAACAUCGAUAUACCAAUCAUUCUCCCUCAUCUCCACACCUUGAAAAUCCAAAUCAACGGAAUAUUCCCUGGCGUAGUUAAUUUCCUGGUCUUCGAAGCUCCACAACUUUCCGAAAUAGAGUUUUCUGGUUGUCAUGCCUUGGAUAAUUCAGAUGACGAGCUCGAAAAUAGGUUCGAAGAUAUUGUCACCUCAGGAAGACUAUUCAUCCAAUUUCUGCGAAACUUUGUUCAGGGAUCUGGUUGUAGCCUUGUCUCUUUGACACUCGACUGCGAGGUGGACUUCCAUGCCUCUGAGAUGAUGCCACUUUUCGAAGUUUUACCGUCUCUGGAAUACUUGGAUAUUUCGGUUCUUCAUAUGGGAUGUAUUCCUUUCCGUGACAUGACCCCGGCAUCUGCGAUCUUUCCUAAGCUCCAAACUUUGUACCUGCGCAUCCCUCCAGAAGAGUGCUUGAUGGAUGAUGUUAACGACUUAAUUAGUUUGGCCACUUCAAGCAGCGUUCUCAAAAUUCGUUUGGUAGCUAAAUGA
Lentinula edodes (shiitake mushroom) is the source of this 1320-nucleotide messenger RNA. RefSeq lists its product as uncharacterized. NCBI's taxonomy places the organism in Eukaryota, Fungi, Basidiomycota, Agaricomycetes, Agaricales, Omphalotaceae. The record is from RefSeq and is a predicted model, not a curated record. The transcript has a single exon. Gene Ontology annotation, molecular function: protein binding. The coding region runs from base 1 to 1320 and encodes 439 amino acids.